AUGGGUCCAGUUGCGCUCCUCCUCGUCCUCGUUGCCGUUGCCGUCUCCGUCGCGCCGGCGGCUGCCGAGCUGCCGCGGCUGGAGCACUCGCCCAAGGCGGAUGGGUCACUGUCCAUCCUUGCCCUCGGCGACUGGGGGAGGCGUGGGGAGUUCAACCAGUCCCGGGUACGCACUGAUCGAUCUACAUGGCAGCAUGGCACGCCCCCCUUCUCGAUCGGCGACACCAGCUGCAUGCAGUAG
Molecule: messenger RNA, 240 nt
Organism: Triticum turgidum subsp. durum (durum wheat)
Lineage: Eukaryota; Viridiplantae; Streptophyta; Magnoliopsida; Poales; Poaceae
Source: the annotation of a GenBank genome assembly